Sitodiplosis mosellana (orange wheat blossom midge) is the source of this 1168-nucleotide messenger RNA. Its product is annotated as tRNA-uridine aminocarboxypropyltransferase 1. Gene Ontology annotation, biological process: tRNA modification. The record is from RefSeq and is a predicted model, not a curated record. Gene Ontology annotation, cellular component: nucleus. Gene Ontology annotation, molecular function: tRNA-uridine aminocarboxypropyltransferase activity. The transcript is spliced from 3 exons. The coding region runs from base 69 to 1109 and encodes 346 amino acids. Lineage: Eukaryota; Metazoa; Arthropoda; Insecta; Diptera; Cecidomyiidae.
CAAAUGUGUACUGUGACAGAUACUGUUGAUUUUUUAUUCUUAUUUUUUGAAUAAAAUAAGCGUGAAAAAUGACGGAUUCAUUUCCAGACAAAACUGAAACGGGUCAUGAAUCAGAGGAAGCGUCGGAAAAUGGUAGUGAGCUAUUUGAACAUCGUAAUCCGUUUGAGUUCAUGAAAAUCGAUGAUAAUCAAUUUCUGAAUGAAAUCGAUGGUCGAACGGCAUGCCCAAAGUGCUUGAAAUCAAGGAAAUUCUUUUGUUACAACUGUUAUGUGCCCACUGGCAUAGAAGGACGAUAUCCAAAGGUAAAGUUACCCGUACAAAUCGAUAUCAUCAAACAUAAACAAGAAAUUGAUGGCAAAAGCACAGCGAUACAUGCAGCAAUUCUUGCGCCUGACAAUGUCAAUAUAUACACAUACCCCGAUAUUCCCGAAUACAAUUCUAAUGCCCAGGAUGGAACAAUUUUGAUAUUUCCUACACACAACUCGAUUCAUGUGGACGGAAUCUUUGAUGGUCAUGUUCGAUUGGAAAAUGUUGAUGACAUAAAACUGCCUCCAGGAUUUAAUCAAACCGUAUUGUUAAAGCGACGUCUCAAUGAAAUAGCUGACAACGAAGAAGAGUCCCAUGAACGAAUCAAUUUCAAAUAUACGCUAGAUAAUCUACCCAUAAAAAAAGCUGUGUUCAUUGACAGUACAUGGCACCAGUGCAAGAGUAUCUUCAAAGAUCCUCGAAUAAACAGUAUGCGAACGGUUGUACUACAGAAUCGUUUAUCACAAUUUUGGCGUCAUCAGAGAGGCAGCCCGAGAUGGUUUCUCGCGACCAUUGAAGCGAUUCAUCAAUUUCUUCUGGAAGUUCAUAUCAACGCAUGGGGGUUGGAUCGAUCAUACCAAGCAUUGGGACCACUUGAAGUGCAAACCGAUUUUAUUCGUAAUGAAAUGAUCUUCGAAACCAAUCAACAAAUUGAUUCUGAGAUGGACGAUAAGUCGUCUAUACUUUGUCCAUACAAUGGGCAAUACGAUAAUUUAUUCUUCUUUUUCACUCAUAUGUAUCAUCUGAUCCAUAGCUUCUAUGAUCAUAAUGCGCUAAUGGCCUAUAGACGACCAGUACUGUAAAACAAAUUUCAUUUCAUUCUAUGUUAUGUGAUGGAAUAAAUUUAAAUUUAUGUACGAAA